AUGGAUAUCGAUGAAGAUGCCGACAGACUGGGAAUCUUUAAACCUAAGGGAAAGCCGUUGCGUGGUAGCGGCAGGAGAUAUCUUGAAGACGAUGAGAUCAUCGCUGCUCGGACCUAUGUUCUUCUGAAUUGUUCCGAAAUCGAAGAUUAUCGAAGGGUUUUUGUGGCCGGAUUGCGCGAAAGGAACAGUGACAUAAGUGAAACAGAAAUUGAAAGAGUGCUUGAAAGUGAUUUCGCCUCUUGGUUCGAACAAUAUGUGAAAGAUCCAACUGUCUGUACUAAUCCGUUUAUUCUUAGUCUCGCAAAGGGACCGUGUAGAAAGGUCACCACAUAUAAGGGAUACUAUGUAAAUGGCUUCAAAUUUCUGACUCAGGAAUAUGGGCAGGAUCAACUUACAAUGAAUAGCGGUGUGUGCGUAAGGGGAACAGAAUAUGUUGAGGGUGAAAAUGACUUUUAUGGAGUGCUAACGGACAUAAUUGAGUUAGAGUAUCCAGCUCUACCAAUGAAGCAGACCGUCAUUUUCAAAUGCGAAUGGUUCGACCCUAUGGAUACAGGCACUGACACUACCAAUCGAUACAACUUGCUAGAUGUUAAUCACAGACGCAGGUACAAUAAAUACGAACCGUUCAUUUUGGCAGAACAUGCUGACCAAGUUCACUACCUUCCAUAUCCAAGUAGAAAACGGGACAAAGUAAAUUGGUGGGCAGUUUGCAAAAUUAAGGCACGAUCAGAACUUGACAUGCCCGAUGCAAUUAUCCCGGCCUUUCAAGAUGACAUUGAAGAAAAUCCCCUUAUAGUUGAAACGGACGACAAUCCCACAAAUUUAGCUGACCUGAAUGAGGUGGCGGACGAAGAUGCUUUUUGUAUGAGAGGGCAGGGUGGUUCAGGUGAUCCGACUAGAGGUCGGGGACGUCGGGGUUACCCAGCUAGAGGUCGUGGUCGGGGUAACCCAGCUGUGCGUGCCCCUGUUGAGGAUAUCCCUGUUCAGGAUCAGCAGCAGGAGGUGGAGGCGGCACCCCCCGUUCAGCCCCGACAGCUAGGAGAGCCCCCUGCAGAGCUGGAUGAUCAGGGGAGGGCACUGUGUUUCCCAGACGCCAGCAUGGAGAGGCUGUUGAACUCAGGACCAAUCUCCCGAUCUAUGCGGGAGAUCUUUAGAAAGUGCUGGUUCGAGAAUGGGCGAGCCUGGCGGUUUCUGACUCCAGAGCAGAGAGAUUUCUAUUGGGAGGAAUUUAAGAAGGAAUACUGGUGGGAUACGACGGAUUACAGCGACGACGUCAUCAAAGGUGUAUUCAUGACGCAUGCUGCCAACCGAUACAAGGACGUUAUUCACAGGAUGAGAGAGAAGGACGGAAAACAUACCUCGAUCAGCCAAGAUAUCUGGGAUUCCUGGCAGGCCGUCUGGGCGUCAGAGGACGAGAAGAAGAAGUCCGAUGUAGCUCGCGCUAAUCGGAUGAGCGAGCCUGCUGGAGCCGGUUCCGGACCAGUGCGCCAUACAGGGGGAUCCCGUUCCGCCAUCAGACAUAUGGAUGUGUUGGCUGACGAGCUCGGCCGCAAGCCUACCGCAACGGAGCUGUAUACUCGGAUGCACUCCACGAAAGCUGAUAAGGGUGUCAUGGUAGACAAGAGGGCCCAAGACAUGAGUGAUGCAAUUGCUCAGAGACUUGCUGCUGCAUCGCAGCCGCCGACCGGAGAGGGUGGUUCGUCUAGCACAGCGGAAGUCAACGAGACGCAGCUAUUUCUGGAUAUCGAGGGCGUCAACAAGAAGCGGCGUGUCUACGGGUUGGGUUCAGCGACUAGUGCGUACGUGGAUACGACGACGUCUAGUAGGGCGAGGACCAGGUCCACACAGUCACAGCGAACUGAGGAGGAGAUCGAGCGGCGUGUGCAGGCAGGGAUCCAAGAUGGACUGCGCCAGAUUACCACUGAGGUGGAGGAUGGCCGAUAUUAUUCGGGCCGAGAUGGCGAAGAUGAUACAGACUCUUCCUCCGCAGUAUCGCCCACCCCCAAGUCCUUCAGACGAUGA
Messenger RNA from Mercurialis annua (annual mercury), 2022 nucleotides. RefSeq lists its product as uncharacterized. The transcript has 9 exons. NCBI's taxonomy places the organism in Eukaryota, Viridiplantae, Streptophyta, Magnoliopsida, Malpighiales, Euphorbiaceae. The record is from RefSeq and is a predicted model, not a curated record. The coding region runs from base 1 to 2022 and encodes 673 amino acids.